UACAACGGCAAAUCAAAUACCAUCACAGAGUAUGGCGCAGCAAAACUUAGAUCCCAAAGAGACUCUGGGUUACCCUGGUUUGGCAAAGAUUAUGGGUGCUGGGACGGGCAUGUCGAUACAGCUCCGCUUCGCAGACCUUAAUGCCCGGGACCUACUGGUAUAUCAGGCGGAGAUACUCCAACUCGAACAACAACUUGAGGUCCAUGACCAAAAAGUNCCCUGGGCGAGGACCAACAUCCUCAAGCCGUUCGGUGAGAGGAGGACGGCAGUAGAAAAAGAACAAUGGAAGGUGCAGAUGAAAUUGCGGUCCAAACUAAAGGACUACAACGAAGCCCUUCUACGACAAGCAAAUCUACAAAAACUCGAGAAACCGAAUCACUACGACCUCAACAUAUUACGGUGUUGGCUUGAACACGAGAAGGGAGGCAACAACUUUCUGAACAGCCUGGAGGAUCUUCCGUGGACUGAAGAGCGAGAAUCAGACCUAGUAGCACUCUCCAAACGCAAACAAGAUCACUUUACCAAAUGGACAGCCGAAACGAUGAUUCCUUGGCUUCUGCAAAAAGGUGUAACAACAAAGACACCCUUACCAGGCCACGAAGAGUUAGGCCUUGUAGAGUGGUCAGAUGCCAGUUACACCACCGCCUCUCGCACCAUAUCCGUUGUGACAUCUUCCCUCAUCCCCUCCUUGGCGAUCGUCGUCCUCUACUUCAUACACUCUCUGCUGGUACGAAUAUUCGUGGCCAUGGGUUUGUCUUUCUUGUUCUCAAUUGCGCUUGCACUAUUGACUUCAGCAAGAGCAGCUGAGAUCUUUGCGAGUACCGCUGCG
Aureobasidium vineae is the source of this 829-nucleotide messenger RNA. The record is from the annotation of a GenBank genome assembly. NCBI's taxonomy places the organism in Eukaryota, Fungi, Ascomycota, Dothideomycetes, Dothideales, Saccotheciaceae.